Molecule: messenger RNA, 824 nt
Organism: Brassica napus (rape)
Lineage: Eukaryota; Viridiplantae; Streptophyta; Magnoliopsida; Brassicales; Brassicaceae
Product: small polypeptide DEVIL 23-like
Exons: 1
Coding region: 173-277 (34 amino acids)
Biological process (GO): negative regulation of cell population proliferation
Source: RefSeq, a predicted model, not a curated record
UCUCUCUCUCUCUCUCUCUCUCUCUCUCUCUCUCAACUUAAUUACUAGAUUUAGCCUCUCUAUAUAUUCCAUAGCUCUCCUUAUUUCUCGUUACUCCAAAACUACCUCAAAAACACAUGGUCUUACCACUAAAACAAAACAGAAAACUACCACGUAGAGGUUGUGAAAGAAAAUGAAGAUUUCGAAGCUCCGUUGCUGGGACUGGUGUAAGGAGCAAAGAACGCGUGCUUAUAUCAUCUGGAGGUGUUUGCUUUUCUUGUUACAGUGGGAAGACUAAAGAUCGAACAAGAAUGGUGAUUAAUCUAAAUGGUUUAUUAACACACUCUGUAGUCUGUACAAAGAAAAUCCAAUGGAGAUAUGCUUUCUUUUUAAUCUUUAGACCAUGAUUAACCCGGAGUUCUUAGAGUGGAGUUCUUAACGGAAGUUAAGAAACUGUUUCUUAAUUUUUAACUAAAAAAUUAAGAAACAAUUUUUAGUUAAAAUUAAGAAACAAUUUUUAACUAAAAAAUUAAGAAACAAUUUUUAGUUAAGAACUUUAAGAACCAGUUCUUAGCUUUUUUAGUUAAAAAUUAAGAAACAAUUUUUUAACCAAUUUUUUAACUUCCGGUAAGAAUCUCAUCCUAAAAACCCCGGGUUAAUCAUGCUCUUAUAUCUUCUAGACUAAUAUUUUAGAAUGAUAAUAUAUUAUAUUAAUGGACCAUCUAUUUAGUCGACAUAAAAAUAGUGCAUCCAAUUUUUAAAAAUACACAUAAAUAUGUUUGUGUGUUUGUCUUCUUUUUCCAUAGAACCAUAAUUAAGGAAUUUAUAUUAUAUGACUAUGUGUG